AUGGCCGAGACGGACCCCAAGACCAUGGAGGACAUCACCUUGGUGCUGGAGACACUCCAGAAGCAGAUGCAAGACAAGUUUCAGAUCAUGUCCGAUCAGAUCAUUGGAAGGAUUGAUAACAUGAACAGUCACAUUGACAACCUAGAAAAAAAUAUUGCUGACCUCAUGACCCAGGCUGGAGUGGAAGAACUGGAAGGCAAAAACAAGAUUCGUACUGUGCAAAAGAGUUGA
Molecule: messenger RNA, 231 nt
Organism: Myodes glareolus (Bank vole)
Lineage: Eukaryota; Metazoa; Chordata; Mammalia; Rodentia; Cricetidae
Source: RefSeq, a predicted model, not a curated record